AUCACGUUUAUAAGAAGCCAAUUGCUUAUCAAACUCAUUUUAUUUAUGUGAUCUUUACAGCUGUGUUUUUCUUCUCUACGCAAUUUUCCCCAGAUCAUGGCCCUGUAGCCUGUAGGCACAGCCGUCUGCAAAGCAUCAAAUUGAAUCAUUCAAUCACCAUAUAUUAACGAAAAUGUUACCACUGAGACCGUUCAUCGCCGCCCGCCAUUACCAUAAUCCCUGCUUCUGUGCUCAUCGUCCAUGGCUACUCAGACCCUUCACAUUCCCCUGCGCCCCGCCCUCUCCCCGCCCCUCUCCCGUAGCGUGGCCGUCAUUGGCGCGGGUGCCGGCGGCUUAGUCGCCGCCCGCGAGCUCCGGCGAGAGGGCCACAAAGUCGUCGUGUUCGAGCGGGCGGACCAGGUCGGAGGCACCUGGGUCUACAACCCGCUCACAGAAUCGGAUCCUCUGGGGCUCGACCCGUCUCGGGAAAUCGUACACAGCAGCCUCUACGCUUCUCUCCGCACCAACCUCCCCAGAGAAUCCAUGGGUUUUCGCGAUUACCCGUUUGUGGCCGUGGAGUCGAAGGAGAGGGACUCGAGAAGGUUCCCGGGUCACCGCGAAGUACUGUUUUAUCUGAGGGACUUUGCCAGAGAUUUUGGAUUAUGUGAACUAGUGAGGUUCGAGACGCAGGUUUCCCACGUUGGAUUGGCGGAGGAUGGGAGGUGGACGGUGAAGUCUCGCCGUAGCAGAGGCGGUGAUGAUGAAGAUGAGAUUUACGAUGCUGUUGUUGUUUGUUCUGGUCACUAUACGGAGCCUCGGAUCGCUGAAAUUCCUGGCAUCAACAAGUGGCCGGGGAAGCAAAUGCAUAGCCACAAUUAUCGCACUCCUGAGCCCUUUCAAGAUCAAUUUGUUAUAUUAAUAGGGAGUUCUGCAAGUGCUGUUGAUAUUUCUGGUGACAUUGCUGGAGUUGCUAAAGAAGUUCAUGUUGCAACAAGAUCUGAUGAUGCGUUUGGAGUGCAUUCUUGCUAUAAGAAUAUAUGGUUUCACUCUAUGAUAGAAAGUGCCCAUGAAGAUGGUAAUGUGGUAUUCCAAGAUGGGAGCAUGGUACAUGCCGAUGUCAUUCUGCACUGCACAGGAUACAAGUAUCAUUUUCCUUUUCUUGAGACCAAUGGGAUUAUCAAUGUGGAUGACAAUCGUGUGGAUCCAUUAUACAAGCAUGUUUUCCCACCUGCCUUGGCACCACGGCUUUCAUUUGUUGGGUUACUAUGGAAGGUUAUCCCAUUCCCAUUGUUUGAACUCCAAAGUAAAUGGAUAGCUGGCAUCUUGUCUAGUCGGAUUGCACUUCCAUCACAAGAGGAGAUGAUGAGAGAUGUUGAGUCCUUUUACUUAAAACUUGAAGCUUCGGGCAUUCCUAAGCGAUACACACACAAUAUUUCUAGUUAUCAGUUCGAGUACAAUGAUUGGCUUGCUGCAGAGAGUGGUUGUGCAGUUUCUGAGGAAUGGAGGAAGCAAAUGUACGAUGCAGUUGGUAAGAAUAGGCAUCAGCGGCCAGUGACAUAUCGAGAUGAAUGGGAGGAUCAGCACUUGAUAUUCAAAGCUCAUGAGGACUUCGCUAAGCUCUUAUUGUAAUGGUAUUUCUUUGUAACCGAGUUUAUAUUCUGGUGGAAAUAAGCUUGUUGGAUCAAUUCUUAGUCUCCAUUCUAUGUUAUUUUCCCCUCCAUUUCAUUGUUGUGUUUUUUUUCUAUACUGAAGUUUGUUCAAGAAUUGACAUUCAAUAAUGAGUGAAAACUUUCUAAUCUGAAAA
Malania oleifera is the source of this 1783-nucleotide messenger RNA. RefSeq names its product flavin-containing monooxygenase FMO GS-OX-like 4. Gene Ontology annotation, molecular function: flavin adenine dinucleotide binding; NADP binding; N,N-dimethylaniline monooxygenase activity. The record is from RefSeq and is a predicted model, not a curated record. Lineage: Eukaryota; Viridiplantae; Streptophyta; Magnoliopsida; Santalales; Ximeniaceae. The transcript is spliced from 7 exons. Bases 241 to 1608 code for a protein of 455 amino acids.